AUGGUGUCUGUGGCGGCUGAGGAGGCCGGGGAACAGCUGCUGCAGGAUGAGGUCCAGAUCCAAAGGAGGGCCGAAAGCGAGGAUUUGUGGAUCCCUGGAUGGUACCAGUCCCAGUCUGCCUCCAGUUGUCAGGCACUUGUCCAAAGCCAAAAGGAUGUCUUGCCUGUCCACGAACAGUGUCUGAUGAUCCUCUUGAGGGGGCUUGACGUCUCACAUUACCCCCUUGCCGACGCGUUGAUCGAGUUCCAGAAUCAGCAACAACCACACGAGGUCCUCUGUCCUGAGAGUUUGCCCCAGCAGGAACGUACUCUGCUCCACUGUUAA
Messenger RNA from Knipowitschia caucasica, 324 nucleotides. The record is from the annotation of a GenBank genome assembly. NCBI's taxonomy places the organism in Eukaryota, Metazoa, Chordata, Actinopteri, Gobiiformes, Gobiidae.